This is a messenger RNA of Caenorhabditis remanei, 990 nucleotides long. RefSeq lists its product as uncharacterized. Lineage: Eukaryota; Metazoa; Nematoda; Chromadorea; Rhabditida; Rhabditidae. The record is from RefSeq and is a predicted model, not a curated record. The transcript is spliced from 4 exons. The coding region runs from base 1 to 990 and encodes 329 amino acids.
AUGCCUCACUUCUUCGAAUACUCCGACGCCUUUACCAAACUUGGGGUGUUCACCGCUUCCUUCUCGAAUUUCUUUUUGAUCUACCUCACUAUCUACCAUAUAAAACAAAUCGGUGGUACUUACAAGUACAUGGUCCUUAUCUUCGCCGUAACCGGUGUCGCAUUUUCGAGUUGGGAACUUAUCGCCCGCCCGUUUACUCAUAACUACAACCGGGCGUUUAUCCUUUUUAGUUUGAAUACCUGGAUGGAAAAUUCCGAAUUCUUUUUACAAGUCUCCGUGUCGAUUUACGCGGGAUUCUACCUUUUUAUUCUCGCAUUCUUCGCCGAGCAAUUCAUAUUUCGCUAUUUGAGUCUAGUCGACCCUCACAAAACAAAUAUAUUUGGAGGUUGGGGUGUUAUCGGGUGGAUUGGGUAUCCGCUGGUUUGUGGUGCUAUUUAUAGUGUGUUGUUGAUGUGGGCUGGAAAUCCAGAUGAGUAUUCCGAUGAGUAUUUAAGGGAAACAUUCGCUGAAAUUUAUGAACUGGAUAUUUCAAUAACGCCAAGAUUUAUUUUUGUUCCUUAUGCCGCCGAUAACUCUCUCCGAUGGCGUAAUCUCAGUUUUAUGCUUGGCGGUGGCUUCCUCCUCAGCUCUCAAUAUUUCAUCAUAAUUAUCUGUGGAGCGCGAAUGCAUAUCGCAAUGAGACGGGAAUUGGGAAACUUCUCCGUUCCAAAUCGACGCCUUCAGAAGCAAUUUUUUCGAGCUCUCAUCGUACAAACUCUGGUGCCAACUUGUCUAUUCGUUCUGCCAGCUCUGCCAAUCCUUCUCGGACCAUUAUUCGAUUUCGAGUGGAAUGUGCAGACGGGAGGGAUUAUGGCGCUGCUCAGUGUCUAUCCUCCAAUCGACGCAUUUGUGUUUAUGGUCAUUGUAGCAGAGUAUAGAAGAGUAAUUUGUAGAGCUUUCUGCAAGACAAAAACUGUGUCUAUGAAGUCAACGGAAGUAUUUAUUAUUUAA